This is a messenger RNA of Akanthomyces muscarius, 1698 nucleotides long. RefSeq lists its product as uncharacterized. The transcript is spliced from 6 exons. Bases 1 to 1698 code for a protein of 565 amino acids. Gene Ontology annotation, biological process: transmembrane transport. The record is from RefSeq and is a predicted model, not a curated record. Gene Ontology annotation, molecular function: transmembrane transporter activity. NCBI's taxonomy places the organism in Eukaryota, Fungi, Ascomycota, Sordariomycetes, Hypocreales, Cordycipitaceae.
AUGGCCGAAAAGGGAGACGGCGGCGUCGUGCCUGCGAGGCCGAUGACCAGAGAUGUCAGCACGCACACUACGAGCGACUCAGAGGGUGCUGGAACCAAAUUCAACGAGCAGACAAAUUAUGUUCCGGUGAAGACAAUUAUCACCAUCUUUCUGGCUUGCGCCAGUGUAGACUUGGUGGCGUUGAUGGACCAAACUACACUCGCGGCCAGUUUAUACAUUAUCGGUGCAUCCUUUGGAUCCACGAAGGAGGUUUCCUGGAUCGCAAGCGGCUACUUCAUCACUUCCACGAUCGGACAAUUAAUUUACGGCCGGCUAUCCGAUAUAUGGUCGAGAAAAGUUGUGUUGCUUACAGGCCUUGCUAUCUUCUUCUUUGGAUCACUUGCGUCGUCACUGGCGCAGUCGGUUCUCCAGCUUACCGUCUUUCGCGCGUUUACAGGUAUCGGUGGAGGUGGUCUCAUGACGGUCGCGCAGCUGAUUGUUAGCGAUGUUGUGCCAUUGAGGGAACGAGGAAAAUACCAGGGCAUCCUGGGUGCUGUCGUUGCAAUUGCCAAUGGCAUUGGUCCCGUCAUCGGCGGCGCUCUCUCGUCCAAGUCAAAGGAGUCGUGGCGCUGGAUCUUUCGUCUGAACCUGCCAUUGACCCUGCUCACGACAUGCUGCGUUGUGUUCAUCAUGCCACUGAAGAAGGUUCAGGGAGACUGGAGACUUAAAUUAAAGGCAGUCGACUUUGUCGGUAUCUUGUUAUCUUUCGCAGGCAUGAUCGCUGUCAUUCUUGGCCUCACUUGGGGUGGAAGUGAAUAUCCCUGGAACUCUGCGCCCGUCAUUGCCUCUCUUGCAGCUGGUGGGGUAAUUUGCGUCGCAUUCGUCCUCUGGCAAUGGAAGGGACCUGAAUACCCGCUGGUACCUCUGCAUAUUUUCAAGUCGAAGAUCGUGAACGGCGCUUGCUUGACAAUGAUGAUCAAUGGAUGGAACUUUGUCAUGCAAGUUUACUAUGUACCGACAUUCUACCAGCUCGUUUACGGCUAUUCGGCCACGAAGUCGGGUGCUCUUCUGCUGCCAAUCACAAUUGUACAGACCGUCAGCAGUACCGUCUCUGGUCUCGUCGUUCACUGGGUUGGGCGAUACCGAGAGUGCAUUCUCUUUGGCUGGCUAUGCUGGGCCGUCGGACUUGGGCUCAUGUCAACGCUGAACGAGCACACCGGCCUCGACAAACAGAUUGGAUAUUCCGUUCUGAUUGGUAUCGGUGUCGGAAACACCAUGCAGCCAGCCUUGAUUGCCGCACAGGCUGGUGUUGCGAGACGCGACAUGGCUGUCGCCACAUCUUUCCGAAACUUCAUUCGCAACGUCGGCUCAACCUUGGGGUUGGCAGUCUGCGGCUCUAUUAUAAACAACGUUUUGAGGAGUGCGGUCUCAACUCUAAACCUUGAUGAUAUGGCCAUGAAGGAUCUUUUGCAGAAUCCGAGAACCUACACAGACACGCUUUCCCCUGACGAGGCUGCCAGGGUUCGUGGCGUUGUGGUACCAGCAUACAAGAGGGGAUUUCGAAUCAUCUUUCUCGUGGGGGCCGGACUAGCAGUCCUUGGCUUCUUGCUUGCCUUCGUGCUAAUGCCCCAAGUGUCUUUGGCCCGACCCGACGACGAAAAGCUCAAAGAGGAAGGCCGCAAGGCCGACGAGGAACGCAAACAGAAAAGUAAAGCUUGA